This is a messenger RNA of Vanessa atalanta (red admiral), 1793 nucleotides long. RefSeq names its product phospholipid phosphatase 2-like. Gene Ontology annotation, molecular function: phosphatidate phosphatase activity. The record is from RefSeq and is a predicted model, not a curated record. Bases 307 to 1185 code for a protein of 292 amino acids. The transcript is spliced from 7 exons. NCBI's taxonomy places the organism in Eukaryota, Metazoa, Arthropoda, Insecta, Lepidoptera, Nymphalidae. Gene Ontology annotation, biological process: signal transduction; phospholipid metabolic process; phospholipid dephosphorylation.
GCGAAGGGUUUACGCGCCAACUGAGCUGACAGAUCUCGCGAUAGAAUUCGAUUCGAAUUUCGAACGCGACACUUGAAGACUUGUUUUUUUUUUUAAUAUUGCUCUGCAAUAAUUUUUUAUUCUGUUUUUAACUACCGAUUGCAUUUCUGUACGAAAAUAUUUUAACGUUUUAUUUUUUAAUUAGUUUUUUGUUGUGUUGUGGUUUUUUUUUGUGAUUUUAAAAUGUUUUGGACCGGGCUGGCUGUGUAGUAAGAAGGAAUAUAUUUUUCGGCAGUAUCAGAGCAACGUGCGCCCGAGCCAGUUGAGAUGCAGGCCCGCCAAAGCCUCUUAUGGCAUUUACUUAUCGACCUACCCAUAUUAUUGCUCGUGGCAGCAGUGUGCAUCCUAUUAGAAGUAGGAGCGUUACCAAGCAGACGAAGCGGGUUCCGAUGCAAUGAUCCGGACCUCUCUUUCCCACACACAGGAGACACUAUAUCUAUCUCUCUCAUCGCAGUUAUCACUGUCAUCGUCCCAUAUCUAAUUUUGUGGGGUAUUGAAACGAUCCUGCACAGAGACGAUGAGUAUACUAUCAAGAAAAACAAACUACUGGCAAGUGCUCGGACCGCGGCUUUCAUAUACCGGGACUAUAUUUACGGAGCAGUGGUCAAUUUGAUGGUACUCGAGGUGGUCAAAUGUGUGGUAGGCUCGCCACGACCCACAUUCUUCGAUUUAUGCGAACCGGAUAAAGCUAGAACGUGUAAUGGGUCAGAGUAUGUUAGCAGUUACACCUGCACGUCUGCGAGGUACUCCCGGUACCUACAAAUUGACUCCAUCAGAAGCUUCCCUUCUGGACAUACAUCCUUGUCCGUAUACUGUGGAUUAUUCUUAGCGUGGUAUCUCCAAAGGCGAGCAUUCAGCUGGCACAAUCGAACAGUCCUGUUGGUACCGCUCGUCCAGAUCCUUUGUAUCAUAUAUGCGGUGGUGUGUCCACUCACACGAAUCACUGAUCACCGACAUCACUGGUGGGACGUGCUAGCUGGUGCAAUUGUGGGAAUGUUCAGUGUCAUAUACACGGUCCUAGUUCUUUGCAAGAACUUCUCCCAGCCAGCCGUUGUCAGCACGAGUGAUAUAUCCAGCAGUGAUGGUAACAACCACCAGUCAGUACGAAGAUUGCUCUCCAGUCAGCCAAGGGUUGUGGUCCCUUAGCCGCAGGCUGUCUAAGGUCUGGACAGGCCUUUAAACUUCAUUGGGCAUCGGUUCCGAUGAUAUCCCAAAACAUGGACAAUAUGUAGAAAAAUAUUGGAUACUGUUAGUGAUGUUGAGUCAGUUGAAGAUCUGGUGAUUAGCUAAUGUGAUUGUGAUGACGCGAAGGUCUAGUUGAUUACGGAAUAAGAUACAUUUGAAUUGUGAUUGGUUUAAUAAAAAUUAUGUAUUUUUGAGGUUAGACGUUUUCAAAUAUUUUUAUGAUUUAAUAAUCUUUAAAGAUACUAUUCUAUAUUAAAGGUAGAGGUAAAUUAGAUUGCUCAAUGUCGUUAAAUCAUUCUUACGUAGGUGUUUAAAUUUUUAAUAACAGUAAUAAUUUGUAUUAUCUAUAAAUAUUAGUCAGAAUAAAUACGUACCCUACGUCUGCUUUUAGUAAAAAAAAAAUACAAUAAAUUUUCACUUAUUUCGUAAGUAAUAGCCGACUUUCAUAAAUAAUUAUAAAGAUUAUUUAUAUUAAAUAGGCGUUUUAAUCAUAUCGCCAUUAUAUGUGUAAAUAAUUAGAAAUUAAUGCAUUACUUUGUCUUAUCUUAGUAGAACUGAUUUAAAAUAAU